Messenger RNA from Benincasa hispida (wax gourd), 1500 nucleotides. NCBI's taxonomy places the organism in Eukaryota, Viridiplantae, Streptophyta, Magnoliopsida, Cucurbitales, Cucurbitaceae. The record is from RefSeq and is a predicted model, not a curated record.
AAAAAUCUCAAUGAUUUUUCCCAACCCACGUUACCAAAGCAUGUGAAUUCUCUCUCUCUCUCUCUCUCACACUCACUCAGGCUGCCAUUUUCGUAUAUAAACUCACCUGAGCCAAUGCUAAAAGCUUCACAUUCAUAGCUCAAUCAGAGUCAUUCGCAAGCAUUUUGGGAGCCCAAAAAAAAACAAGAAAUGGGUUUUGGGGCCAGACUGGUUUUAGCUCUGCUUCUUCUUCUUCUUCAAGCUUCUUGGUUGCAAGCAAAGGCUGCGGGAACCAACAAACGAAGCAUGUUGAAAGGACGAAAACAAGCAAGUAAUUGUAAUUUGUUUCAAGGAAGAUGGGUUAUAGACCCCUCUUUCCCUCUUUACAAUUCUUCUGCCUGCCCUUUCAUCGACCGCGAGUUUGACUGCCAAAAAUAUGGCCGACCCGAUUCCCUUUACCUCAAAUACUCUUGGCGACCCGACUCAUGUAAUCUUCCAAGAUUUGAUGGGGUGGAUCUUCUGAAGAGAUGGAGUGGGAAAAAGAUAAUGUUUGUGGGGGACUCACUGAGUUUGAAUAUGUGGGAAUCGCUUUCGUGUAUGCUACAAGCGUCGGUGCCUAAUGCCAAAACCAGCUUCGUCAGAAGGGACUCUAUCUCCUCUGUCUUCUUUCAGGAUUAUGGGGUAACAUUGCUCCUAUAUCGGACACCGUAUCUUGUGGACAUAGUGAGAGAGGACGUUGGUCGAGUCCUAAAACUAGACUCCAUCGGCUGGAAGACACGGUAUCAAGACAUGGACCGCUUGGUAGCGUUUUACAAGGGAUUGACCACAUGGGCCAGAUGGGUUGACCUCAAUGUCGAUCCUACCAACAAGGUCUUCUUCCAAGGAAUCUCGCCAACCCAUUAUAUGGGGAAGGAAUGGAAUCAACCAAAAAAGAAUUGCAAUGGAGAGAGUGAGCCAUUAACCGGAUCAAUGUAUCCAGCAGGAGCACCACCAGCUGUAGAUGUUGUAAAUAGAGUAUUGAGUAGGAUAAAAGUACCUGUCUACUUGUUGGACAUCACCACGCUCUCUCAGCUAAGGAAAGACGCCCAUCCCUCUGGUUAUAGCGGCGAGCAUGCCGGCACAGAUUGCAGUCACUGGUGCCUUCCUGGGUUGCCAGAUACAUGGAACCAGCUCAUGUACGCUGCCCUCUUGACCAUGUGAAAUUUCAAACAAACUUAAUAUGAGAUCUCUGACAAAAUUUCAGAGACAACUCUCUUCUUUUUCUACGACAGAAAAUAAGGAACAGGUAACAAGUAUAAUAUUCAUUGGAUGGUACAGAGAAUAGGAGCAACAAAAUGGAUAGAAUUGAAUUUUACGGGACUAGGAAUGAACUUCUGGUUUAUUCAUUCAACAGACUUGUACCCAUUUAGCUUUACACUUUGAUUUGAUGGAUAGUUAUGUAAUCUUUCCACAAUGAAGCGAAUUGUCAAAUGAAUUGGUUUACUUGGAUUGACAAGAUAUUGGAUUAUAUUAUAUUCAGCA